This is a messenger RNA of Scatophagus argus, 2960 nucleotides long. Its product is annotated as actin filament-associated protein 1-like 2. Gene Ontology annotation, molecular function: SH3 domain binding; SH2 domain binding. NCBI's taxonomy places the organism in Eukaryota, Metazoa, Chordata, Actinopteri, Scatophagidae. The coding region runs from base 253 to 2145 and encodes 630 amino acids. The transcript has 16 exons. The record is from RefSeq and is a predicted model, not a curated record. Gene Ontology annotation, biological process: positive regulation of epidermal growth factor receptor signaling pathway; regulation of interleukin-6 production; positive regulation of DNA-templated transcription. Gene Ontology annotation, cellular component: cytosol.
GUUCACUGCUGCUUUGAGUCAGAACAUGAAGAAAAAUGUUGAACCUCUCCAGACUUCUAAUUAAAGACAAAUUUGAAGCGGUGAGGACGUUGUUUUUCACUCUCUGUCUGUCCCUCUGGUGGGAGUUGUCCUCCGUCCUGUGUCUCCUCCCUCGUGAGGGCAGGACUGCACCAUCAGAGCUGGAGCUGCUUCACACACAGCAGAGAGACGGACUCCACCGGGCAGCAAAACGUCCAUUUCUCUGUCUGUUUCAUGCUUUGGACUCUUCAGCGGAGACAUGAGACUGAGGACCAGCAGCUGCUGAGACAACAGACCGACAUGGACAAACAGAAAGUGCUGGCCAAGCUGAUCUGGGACCUGCAGUCCUUCCUGUCUGUCCUGGACUCAGAGAACCUGAGUUACAUCGCUCAGGCUCAGAAGAAAUCCAUCUCAGAGCUGCUGUCCAAACUGCAAACAAACGAUACUCCUGUGGAAGAUGCUGAGUACAUGAUCAUGAGCUGUCCAUCUCUGUCUCCUAGCAACGAGCAGAUAGACACACCUGGAACAGCUGGCGGGUCCUCUGAGCUGGUCUCGAAGCAGGACUCAUCUGUGCGGCUGAGAAACGGGGGCCCUGCAGUGCCGCCUCUCCCCCCAGGAGGUCUGGGCGGUGAUGAUGAUGAUGAAGAUACCUACGAGGAGGCAGAACCCUACAUGGCUGACACAACCAUGUCCAACGCUGAGAAGGUGGAGUCAGACAGCAGUCAUUACGAGUCGUACGGAGAGGAUGAAGACGAUGAGGAGGAACCUGUGAAGGACAGAGCUCACUACAUCCAGUGGAGCGCCUCCCAGCCCUGCCUAAGACCCGCCCCCGAGUCCCGCCUCUGCGGGUACCUGUGGAGGAGGAAGUGGCUCGGACAGUGGACCAAACAGCUGUUCAUCAUCAGGAACGACGUGCUGCUGUGUUAUAAGUGUGCUCAGGACCUCCUGCCUCAGCUGGAGCUGAGCCUCCGCGGCUGUCAGCUGGUCUACAAGUCAAAGUGCAACAGGAAGAUCCAGCACCAACUCAAACUGGUUCCACUGGGCUCCGAGACUCUGGUCCUGGGAUACAGCACCUUCCAGCAGGCCGACGAAUGGAAGAAGGUGAUACAGGAGGUGAGCGUUGGAGGUGAGGUGGAGACUCAGAGCUCGUUGUCUCUCAUCAGAUCAGAUCAGCCGUCGUCCUGCAGGUCCAGUACGGUCCAGACUGACUCUGAGGAGGAGACUCCUUCAGCUCGGUGCAGCCUCCACAGACACAAAGGUUUCCUGAGUGUGCUGAUGAACUGUCAGUGGCAGAGUUUACUGUGUCAGGUGGAGGCCGGUUUGCUCAACAUGUUCGGACAGGAGGAGGAGGAGGAGGAGGAGGAGGAGGCAGGGCGGGUGAAGGAGCAGCGGUCGCCUCAGUACACCGUCCAGCUCCGAGGGUGUGAGGUCAGAGCCGGACCCGACACCGACCACUCCUACAGGAUCACACUGAGCAUGCUCGGUGACCAGGUGGCUGUGCUGGAGGUCAGCAGUCCGGAUGAAAAGGACAGAUGGCUAAAGCUGCUGCAGGACGCAGCUGCCAGUCACAGUCACCAUGACAACAGCACUCAUGAGCACACAGGUGGAGCUCUCAGUGGGCUGCAGAUUCGGAAGUUUCCCACCUCCAACACCUACAUGGAUGACCCUUUCCAUCUGAGUUUAGCAGGCCGAGAGCAGCCCAUCUACUCCAACACCUCCACACUGGAGCACAAGCUUCAUGACUCUCAGGAUUCAGUUCGCUGCAGCUCGGUGUCGUCCAAAGACUCGGUGACCUACAGCAACACCAUCUUCACCAAACACAACAGGAAGUCGGUGGAUGUGGAGCGAGGCGUUCAGAAGCUGGAGCUGACCGGGAAGAGGAUGGUGCAGCUGAGGGCGGGGUCAGAGAUCAACCUGGCGUCUGCUGGGAAGCAAAACAAACGCACCUCUUUCAGGCAGUCGCUGGCCGUCUGCACUGAGCGCGCUCAGGCGGGCUUCCUGAACCCUCUGCUGCGACGGACGGCCUCAGCUAAAAACUCUCUAAGACGAGCUCCAUCAGCGCUGUUCAUCGAACAUGGAAAGGUUUUCCAGAGGAGGAAGGAGUGGGAGACCAAAGCUGCAGCUUGACACCAGCCGUCCAAUCGUCACAUCCCGUCGACAAACUCCAGUCCUCUCAGCUGCCGACUCUCCCGAGGUCCGCUGUGGAUUUAACCUAACGUGACAAACCCUGACCGGUUGUUUCCAACUGAAAGAGUCUGCGUCGCCUCCGUGGCUGCUCAGCAUAUUCAGUUCACGGCUCUGACGUAGCACAGAACCCGCCUUUGUUCACUGCACGAAGCUUUUGAUUGGCUGUCCCAAGCACCGCAGCCCAUAUCAGACACUGCGUUCACACCUGGCGCUGGACGGCCUGUGGCCCAAAGUCUGUCACGUGAACACGCCUGAGUCCGUGUGAACACAACUGUUUCUACAGACUGAACACACACACACACACAGAAGCACUCUCACACUCUUUCUUAACACCCAGUUAAAGGCUUUUAUAUGUCAGUAAACAAUAUUUUGUCCGUCACAGUGAUGCAGAGAGUCCGUCCCCUUCCUGUCUGUCCUGUGAAUCCACUGUACUUCCUGUUGCUGGUGGACGGUUGGAUGCUGUGCGAUGAGCUCGGUUUGUGUUAAACUCGUCGCUGUGUUCACAGUGAUGACUUCUUGUUGUUGUUGCUGUGAAUUUCAUGCAGUUGGUUAUUCUUAGCCUGUUUAAGCCCACGUGCUCUGUGUAAUAACUGAAUGACUACCUGUUCUCACUAUGUUACUGUACGGCUGAAGUGACUUAUCUUAUUACCAUGACAUUCACUCGUUUAUAUGAUUUCUUUUUGUAUGAGAUUCAUUUGUUUGACUAAACACUGAUCUGUCAAAUGAUACUGUAAUAUUAAAAACAUUCAUACAUA